Messenger RNA from Asparagus officinalis (garden asparagus), 2146 nucleotides. RefSeq names its product sn1-specific diacylglycerol lipase beta. The coding region runs from base 167 to 1954 and encodes 595 amino acids. The record is from RefSeq and is a predicted model, not a curated record. Lineage: Eukaryota; Viridiplantae; Streptophyta; Magnoliopsida; Asparagales; Asparagaceae. The transcript is spliced from 10 exons. Gene Ontology annotation, biological process: lipid metabolic process.
AUCGCCAUGACAUAUAUCAACAACCUGCGCGGAAAUACAGCGACUCCAUAAAGUGACCCCAAACCCGACCCCGCAGUGCACCGCUGUUCGCCGCAUAGGCGGCGCACGUUAUCGCAUCUCUUCACAUGUCUCCUCACUCUGCGCCGCCCCCUUCUUCCUCCUGAAGAUGAGAAUGGCGAAGCGACUCCUCCUCCAUCUAGAUUCCAGAAAGAGUUUGAUUUGGGAACGAGACUGUUACCGUGGAUUUGCGUCGAGCAUCCUCAAUCGAUUUCUUUCAGGAAGCGCCAAGAUUGGGAAAGAUGCUGACUUGGGUAAAGAGGGGAGAAAAAGCUCGAAUCUUGGGGAGAAAUCUCAGCUGAAGAUCCCAGGAAGUUAUGAUCCUGAGCUGGUGAAGGAUUCGGAUGAUGAUGAAGUGAGUGGAUGGAUGUGGAAGAAGCUGGAACUGGCUUGGUUGUCGAAAGCUCUCGAGCCUGCUUUGCAGUUAUACAAGUGGGCAUCUACUUCAGCAGGAAAUAGUGACCCACAAGUAACACCUCCCAGUACUCGGUCUCUGUCUGAGGUUUUUACAAAGCUUCAACUGAGUAAAUCUGGCAUCCAAGACUGGAGCCUUAGUGACCUUACAGUUGGUCUGUACCUAAUCUAUCUUAGCCAAGCUUCUGCAGGGAAGGUUGAAGAUUUCAAGGGUGUUCAGAUUACUUCAGAUGUUACUGUUCAAAAGCUCAUUUAUCACAUUGAGCUAGCAAAGGGGGCUUAUAAAGACAAUGCCACUGCUCUUGCACGGCAUUGCAUGCUUCGAGAGAGAAAUAUUGUGAAAUUUGUGAAGCAUUCCAGUGUCUUGAGACCUGGAUAUUAUAUUGGGAUUGAUACACGUAAUAAGUUAGUAAUAUUUGGAAUCCGUGGAACCCACACCGUCUAUGAUCUUAUUACUGAUGUUGUUUCCACAAGUGAUCAAGAAAUGUCUUUUGAGGGCUUCUCAACACACUUUGGGACAGCAGAAGCUGCACAAUGGUACCUUCGCCAUGAGAUGGGAACUAUAAGAAAAUGCCUCGAGAAACAUAAGAACUGCCCACAAAUCUCAAUAUUUGCAAAACUAUCCCAAAUCAUCAACUUUAGGGGGAAAACCACAAUCAACAAAAUCAUCAAAUUUAUUGGAUAUGUUGAUGAGUUGGAGGGUGGUUUGCAAAUACUGAGAUUUCGAGGUAAUUUUUGCAAGGACUUUCAGUUGAGGAUUGUGGGUCACUCACUCGGAGGCGCUGCAGCUGCGUUGCUCGCAAUUAUGCUCCGGAAAAAGUCAAAAGAGGAGCUGGGAUUCAGCCCUGACAUCGUUUCUGCAGUUGGAUUUGGGACCCCACCAUGUGUGUCAAAAGUGCUAGCUGAAAAGUGUGCUAGCUAUGUCUCCACUGUUGUGUUGCAGGAUGAUAUAAUUCCUAGGUUAAGCGUGGCUUCACUCGGAAGAUUGCGAAAUGAAAUUCUUGAGACUGAUUGGAUGAGUGUUCUACAGAAGGAAGAUUGGAAGGGAAUCCUAGAUUUAGUUACAAAUGCUAAACAGUUUGUUUCUUCAGUUCAAGAUGUGGCUCGGAGACUUUCUGAUUAUACAAAAUUCAGGAAAAUGUCAGCAACCUCAGAUAUAUCCAUAAGCAACAACCCAGUGUCUUUGCCAAAAAAACCGGAGUCAGAAGCUAAAAUUGUUCUUAAUAACCUAGAAGAAGCCACGCCGGAGGAGCUCUUUACACCUGGAGCAUUUUAUUACCUAAAGAGAGAUAUUGAGGAAGGCAGCGGCAGUGUGAGGAGCAGAGAAUCCUAUUCACUUUGGAAGAGGAAUCCUGGUGAACAUUUUCAGAGGAUACUGCUCUCUGGCAACUUGAUAUCUGACCAUAAGUGUGAUAGCCAUUAUUACGCUCUCAGGGAUGUGCUAAAAAGCUUGCCAGCCUCCGAUGAUCGGGUCUACUUUUAGAAAUUUGCUCGCUUGUUAGGUCAGCAUUUACAUUUAAAUCGGCAGAUAGUCGAUCUCCAUGCUGACUUUUUGAGGUUUGGAGUUCGCUUAUAAACUGUAAAGGAGUUCGAUGUAUCAGCAGUGACAUGCCUAGAUUUGUUGUUCUUUAAGCAAUUUUGCAACCUAAUAAAGAUGUCUAUCUGGAUUUUGCUC